This is a messenger RNA of Fusarium graminearum PH-1, 1683 nucleotides long. RefSeq names its product phenol 2-monooxygenase. NCBI's taxonomy places the organism in Eukaryota, Fungi, Ascomycota, Sordariomycetes, Hypocreales, Nectriaceae. The record is from RefSeq and is a predicted model, not a curated record. Bases 1 to 1683 code for a protein of 560 amino acids. The transcript has 7 exons. Gene Ontology annotation, molecular function: FAD binding.
AUGGCUAACGACAGCAAAGUCGACGUACUCAUAGUUGGUGCCGGCCCGGCUGGGCUGAUGGCCGCAGCAUGGAUGGCUCACUGUGGCGUAAAUGCUCGUAUCAUCGACAAAAGAAAUACCAAGAUCUUUUGUGGUCAGGCCGAUGGCCUGCAGUGUCGAAGUCUCGAGAUCUUUGACAGUCUGGGCUUUGCAGACCGUGUAUGGAAAGAAGCCAAUCACAUGAUUGAGAUUUGCAUGUGGAAUCCUGGUCCAGAUGGCAUUAUUCGUCGUUCUGAUCGUAUCCCCGAUACCAUCGUCGGCCUGUCACGUUUUCAACAGGUCGUCGUACAGCAAGGUCGUAUCGAGCGCUUCUUCCUUGACAACAUCAAGAAGUACUCCAAAGAUCAGAUAAAGGUUGAGCGUGCAGUUUUACCAGAGGCCAUUGAGAUCGAUAAGUCCAACCUCGAGAGCACUGAAGAUCAUCCAGUCACGAUCAAGAUUCGCCAUCUUAGUGAGGAAGAAGCAACACCUGCUCAACAAGCCACUGCUAGCAAAACCCAGGCAUCGGACGGUCUUUUCAGAAGUAACUUGGUGUUUGACGACGAAGUUGACAAUGAUAGUGCUCUCCGUAAAGCUCAAGAUCGUGACGCUGUCACCGAGACUAUCCGAGCGAAAUAUGUCAUCGGCUGUGAUGGAGCACGAAGCUGGGUUCGGAGUCAGAUUGGUCUCGAGUUACAGGGCGAGGCAAGCGAUUUUAUCUGGGGUGUCAUGGACAUCAUUCCCAAGACCGACUUUCCCGACAUCCGCAUGCGUUGUGCGAUUCACUCGGCUGAGAACGGUAGUCUUAUGGUCAUCCCCAGAGAGAACAAGCUGGUUCGUCUGUACAUUCAAUUGAAAGAAGUGACACCCGAUGCUUCAGGUCGUGCAGAUCGAUCCAAGAUCAGCCCGGAUGUUAUCUUCAAAGCGGCACAGAAGAUUAUUCAUCCUUAUAAGUUGGAUUAUGAGUAUUGUGACUGGUGGACUGCUUACCAGAUUGGCCAACGCGUUGGUACAGCCUUUGACUCUCAUGAGCGUAUCUUCCUUGCAGGCGAUGCUGUGCAUACCCAUUCGCCAAAGGCCGGACAAGGCAUGAACGUCUCUAUGCAGGAUUCAUACAAUUUGGGCUGGAAGAUUGCUCUUGUUGUCAAGGGCAUCGCAAAGCCAGAUAUUCUCAAGACAUACCAGAGCGAAAGACGUCGCGUGGCUCAAGACCUUAUUGAGUUUGACCAUCGUUUUAGUCGCUUAUUCUCUGGACGCCCAGCCAAAGAUGUCAUGGACGAAGAGGGUGUCAGCAUGGAAGAGUUCAAAGACGCGUUCGAAAAGGGGAACAUGUUUGCAUCAGGUCUAUCUGUGAAUUAUGGACCUAGCAACAUCGUCGCCAAGGCAGGUGAUCCACUGUCUCAGGCCGAUGGAACCAAGGUCGUUUCGUCUCCUGGAGUCUCUUUAACGGAGGAGACGUUUGGCAAGAAGCAGGCGCUUGCUACCGGUAUCCCGGUUGGAAUGCGUUUCAAUAGCUUCAAAGUGUUAAAUCAAGCUUGCGCCCGUCCUUAUCACUUCCAGGAACGCUUGAAAGCAGAUGGGCGAUUCCGCAUCGUCCUGUUCGCAGCUUUCUUCACCGAGUCACCCCCAAGGGACAGAAAGUUGACAGUGUCAUCGAGGUCUUGA